This is a messenger RNA of Ramularia collo-cygni, 456 nucleotides long. RefSeq lists its product as uncharacterized. The transcript is spliced from 2 exons. The coding region runs from base 1 to 456 and encodes 151 amino acids. The record is from RefSeq and is a predicted model, not a curated record. NCBI's taxonomy places the organism in Eukaryota, Fungi, Ascomycota, Dothideomycetes, Mycosphaerellales, Mycosphaerellaceae.
AUGAAGAUCAACUUCUCUUUUGUGGCAUUGUUGGGCUUGGCUCUCCCAUGGGCUGCAGCGACCCCAAUAGCCACGUACGAUGUCAUCGAGGCUGCUGUUCUCGAGACUGACUUCAACAAAACAAUCGCCAUCUCACCGCGGGCUGGAGAUGAGUGGGAGUUGGUUGGGUAUUUUGGAUCGGCCGUCAACAACCAGUGUACUGGGAAAAGCGAGACGAUCAAAGGCAACAGUGCCACCACGAACUGUGCACGUUCGAAAACCGUGACAACCUUUGCGUGUGUCGACGUCGGAAUCAACGUCGGCUGGGCCAAGUGCGCUUUCAAGCUCUCCCGGGAAGGUACAGGCUGCUCCUCGAGCAUUCCAGCCGACAAGGAAAUCGAUGUUGAAGGUGUGAAGAAGGUCACCGCCCAGGACGUUGACGAUGUUACCUUCUACACCGUGGUGUGUAGCGAGUAG